Molecule: messenger RNA, 2274 nt
Organism: Cinclus cinclus
Lineage: Eukaryota; Metazoa; Chordata; Aves; Passeriformes; Cinclidae
Gene: AGPS
Product: alkylglycerone phosphate synthase
Exons: 19
Coding region: 455-2095 (546 amino acids)
Biological process (GO): lipid biosynthetic process
Molecular function (GO): alkylglycerone-phosphate synthase activity; FAD binding
Source: RefSeq, a predicted model, not a curated record
CCGAGCGAGGCCGGGGAGUUCGGCUCUGGAGCAGGGAGCACUGCCGGCAGCCCGGCGGGCAGCGCGGAGGGACGGCAGAGUCCCGGCAACAGCCCCGUGUGCGCCGGCUGCCGGGCAGGGCAUCCCGAACGAGCCGUCGAACCAGCCGAAACAGAUACCGGGGGAUCCGGGGUUGGCACGCACCAAGUGUUUGGAGUUGGUAGCUCCGGGCGAGGGUGCCCUCGGAGCGACAUACCAGUCCUGAUACCAUUUUAUCAACCUUUUAGGACUGUUUAAUAUGCAACACACGUUAAAACAACACAUCACAACCCCCAACACAUCUACUUCUCAGGUGCCAGAGCGUGCCUAAAUGCUGACCAGGACUUCACUUCUAAUGAAAAGGCAGUCAUCCAAAAAUCGGCUUAAUGAAAGUGCUGUGUUGCACUGGAUUAUUCCUGCUGUACACUGCUGAGAAAUGAGAUACAUGGCAUUGGGAGCUUCUGAAACAAAGUACCCGCAGUGCUUAUACUGUUAUUUUGUCAUCAGACAGUCUGGAAUACCUGGAAACACAGAUUUGUUUGCAUCCUUAAAUGUUAAUGAUGUACCUCCAUCCAUUGUAAAUGAAGAAUUUCUUCAGGAUCUUAGAGCCACUAAAAUCUCAUAUUCCCAGGAUGCAGAAGAUAGGGUAUUCAGAGCUCAUGGUCACUGCCUACACGAGAUAUUUGUACUCAGGGAAGGAAUGUUUAAACGAAUUCCUGAUAUAGUUGUAUGGCCUGUUUGCCAUGAAGACGUAGUUAAAAUUGUGGAAUUAGCCUGCAAACACAAUCUCUGCAUAAUACCAUUUGGUGGAGGGACAAGUGUCUCUAGUGCCCUUGAAUGUCCUGAAGAAGAAAAAAGAAUGAUUAUCUCACUGGAUACAUCACAAAUGAAUCGGAUUCUCUGGAUAGAUGAAAAAAACUUAACAGCUUGUGUAGAAGCUGGCAUUGUUGGACAAGAUCUGGAGAAACAGCUUGCUGAAAGUGGCUUCUGUACAGGCCAUGAACCAGACUCCAUGGAAUUCAGUUCACUAGGAGGAUGGGUAGCAACACGAGCAUCAGGCAUGAAAAAAAACAUCUAUGGAAAUAUUGAAGAUCUGGUGAUUCAUAUAAAAAUGGUAACUCCUAGAGGAAUAGUAGAAAAAAACUGUCAAGUACCUCGCAUGUCAACAGGACCUGAUAUCCAUCACUUCAUUAUGGGAUCUGAAGGAACUCUUGGAGUGGUUACUGAAGUUACGAUAAAGAUUCGUCCAGUCCCUGAAUACCAGAAGUAUGGCUCUGUGGUCUUCCCCAACUUUGAGCGAGGGGUGGCCUGCUUGAGGGAAGUGGCAAAGCAGAGAUGUGCUCCUGCAUCAAUUCGCCUUGUUGACAAUGCACAGUUUCAGUUUGGUCAUGCUCUAAAACCACAAGUUGCUUCCAUUUUUACAUCGUUUUUGGAUGGACUGAAAAAGUUCUACAUCACAAAGUUUAAAGGAUUUGAUCCCAACAUACUGUGUGUAGCAACCUUGCUCUUCGAGGGUGACAGAGAGAAGGUUCUUCAACAUGAGAAGCAAGUCUAUGAUAUUGCCACCAAGUUUGGUGGCUUGGCAGCAGGAGAAGAUAAUGGACAGAGAGGAUACAUGCUGACAUUUGUCAUUGCUUAUCUUCGGGACUUAGGCCUGGAUUAUUACGUAAUAGGAGAAUCAUUUGAGACAUCUGUUCCUUGGGAUAGGGUUUUGGAUCUUUGUAGAAAUGUAAAGGAAAGGAUAGUACGAGAGUGCAAAGAAAAGGGUGUUCAGUUUGCUCCCCUUUCCACCUGUAGGGUGACACAGACUUACGAUGCAGGUGCUUGUGUCUACUUCUACUUUGCCUUUAACUACAGAGGAAUUAGUGAUCCUAUUCAUGUCUAUGAACAAAUUGAGAGGGCUGCUAGAGAAGAAAUACUUGCCAAUGGAGGAAGUCUUUCACAUCACCAUGGAGUAGGCAAAUUGCGGAAGCGAUGGAUGAAGGAGAGCAUCUCUGAUGUUGGCUUGGGAAUGCUGAGAUCUGUUAAAGAAUAUGUGGACCCAAAUAACAUCUUUGGAAACAAAAAUCUUUUAUAAAGCCCUGCACAAAUGAUGUACUAAAAAUUAAAAAUUAAUGUUGAAAUUCCUCCACUUUCAUUGUAUUGAUAUCCCAGUAAUCAAAUAUAACAUAGACUAAACUUUAAAAACUAGUAACUUACAUUGAUUUUUUUUUUUCUACUCCCUUCCCCCUUUUCCCCAAUAAAGUGUAAACAUCA